AUGCAUCCUAACUCAGUGGCAGCAGUGGUAUCGUCUCCUCGUUAUCAUUAUCAUAAUGAGACAACUGAUCUCCCACACGUGCCUGGUUCCAAACUCCGCCUCUUGUGCAGCUACGGCGGCCACAUCAUGCCACGUGACAACUCCCUCUACUAUGUAGGUGGAGACACUCGCAUUGUGGCCGUGGACCGCCACUCAUCCUUAACACGCCUCUGUGCUCACCUCUCUUGCAAUCUCCUUCAUGGAAGAAGAUCAUUCAAUCUCAAUCUUAAGUACCAUCUUCCCGAUGAAGACCUUGACAAUCUCAUCACUGUUUCAACCGAUGAAGACCUCCAAAAUAUGAUCGAAGAGUAUGAUCGUUUGUCUUCAAACUCUUCCCCCUCCCCUUCUCGACUUAGAUUGUUCCUCUUUUUCUCCAAACCAGAAACUGCUGUUUCCAUGGACACUCUCCACCAUGACUCUAAUCAUUCGUGGUUCGUGGAAGCUCUCAACAACUCAGGGAUUCUCUCUCGAGUUGUUUCUGAUUCCGCUGCAGUUGUUGAUAAUUGCCUCCUCAACCUUGAUGAUUAUGAAGCGAGUGCUUCUAGCUGCAACGAUGAAAAUACUAAUAAUAAUGUUAACAAGGAGCAUUUAAUUGAUGUGGAUUAUUCUGUACCUGUGGACGAGGAGGACAACAUGUUUAAUUAUUCAUUUGAUAAUCUUCCUCAAAUACGAGUUCGCGCUGAUGAACAAAGGCCUGUUGAGAUGGAGCAGCAGCAACAGCAGGAGGAUAACAACUUUGACGAUGUAAAAGUGGCUAACGUGAAGCAAGAUGAUGCUUUUCUUGUGCAAUCACAGGUCAAAAGUGAUCAAAAUCAGCAAGAGGAACAACUAAACAAUUCUACUUACGUCUUGUUGGGGUUGAUUGCAAUGUAA
Molecule: messenger RNA, 912 nt
Organism: Trifolium pratense (red clover)
Lineage: Eukaryota; Viridiplantae; Streptophyta; Magnoliopsida; Fabales; Fabaceae
Exons: 1
Coding region: 1-912 (303 amino acids)
Molecular function (GO): protein binding
Source: RefSeq, a predicted model, not a curated record